Molecule: messenger RNA, 2577 nt
Organism: Pediculus humanus corporis (human body louse)
Lineage: Eukaryota; Metazoa; Arthropoda; Insecta; Psocodea; Pediculidae
Product: exocyst complex component sec3, putative
Exons: 12
Coding region: 1-2577 (858 amino acids)
Biological process (GO): Golgi to plasma membrane transport; exocytosis
Cellular component (GO): exocyst; plasma membrane
Molecular function (GO): phosphatidylinositol-4,5-bisphosphate binding
Source: RefSeq, a predicted model, not a curated record
AUGGCAACGAUUCGACAUACAUUGCAACGUGAGGUAUUAAAUCCUGCAGAAGAAAGACUUCUUGCCGUUUGUCAUGUCAAUAAAGUUUAUAAGAAAAAAAAGUCUAGUUUUUUAUGCUUAGUAGUGUCUUGUGUCACUCCAAUAUCAGUAGUGGAUGGGAAAAACAAUGAUUUAGAAACGCAUGAAUUUGAUUUACAUUUUGAUAAGGUUUAUAAAUGGUUUGCGAUUAAUUUACAAGAAAGGCAAAAUUUUAUAAUGCAAUUGUGGAAGUAUUGCUGUAGGCAUUUACCUAAAGAAAAACCUAAUUUUGAAAAUAUACCAAAUGAUUGGUUAAUUGAUAUGUCUUCGCCUAAAAAAGAUAGUCCAAUAUUAGAAGGAAUUGAAUUAGAUGAAGAGGAAAAUUUAAUUGAAGAAUAUCAAGCUAUAACUGAAAGUGAAGAAAGAGAUUUGGAUUUGUUAAUGUCCUCUUGCCAGACGGCCAUAAGUAAUGCAGAAGCAUUUAUGGAAAAUUUAGCCAAAGACCUUUCUCUUCUCGAUGGGGAAAAUGUAUACAGUGUUUUAUCAUCUGGACAAAAAGUAGAAAAUUUAAUGAUUAAAUUAGAAGAAGCUAUUACGGAAGCUGAAAAAGUAGAAGAACAAUUAGAUUGUUAUGAUGAAAUUUUGAGACACAUCAGAGAUACUAUGGAGGAAAUGGAAGAGAAAAAUUUACUAAUUGAAGUGGCAAAUAAAAAUAAUCAAAAGUUAUUAGUUGAUUUAGAAAAUAUUAUAAGUCAACUAGAUUUGUCACAGAAACAUCAAAAUGCAUUAAUUGAAGCAGAUUUAACAACUCCCACAGGUUUAAAAGAAGCCAUCGCAGCUGGAAAAGCAUUGAUUGCAGCAAUGAAUGCCGAAAUACAUCCGGCACUUGUCAGAAUGCAAGCUGUUCAAGAUCAGAGAAAAAGAUUUGAAAAGUGUAAAAUUAAAUUUUCCCAAACCAUAACUAGAUAUCUCAAUAACUUAUUUAUUCAUUUGAGUAAUGAUUCCGGUGAGAAUUCAAUUUCUUCCUCUGGAGAACUAACUUUACCAAAUCGUAAUUCCAUACACAAAGAAUUAGAAAUUUAUACAGAAUUGAUACAUUGGUGCAAAGCUAUGGAUCGUAAAGCUUAUUUAGCUUUAAUUAAGGUUUAUAUAUCAUCAUUAAAUAAAUUAUAUGAUAGAGAUAUAAAAAACUUUUUCGAAGAAGCAAGACAGAAAAUAAAUAGCGGGAAAGAUAGAAAAGUUAGAGGAAAUGAAUCUAAAGAAGAUUUAGCUGGAAAAAUUAAGCAACAAGCUCAGAGUUUGAGUGCAAGUGCUAAAUAUCCUGCUAACACAAACCUUUUAGGCGUAGAAAAAGAACAGUGGAAUCAAGAAAUAGAUGAAAGUGAAAGAUUAAGAUUUGAUGAAUAUUUUGAAAAAGCUUUAACCGAAUUAGAAUUGGUUUGUCUUAACGAACAAAAUUUUUGCAUUUCAUUUUUCCAAUUAGACGUAAUUAGUCCAACCACAAAGAACACACAAACAACUUUAGAUGCUGGCUUUUUAGAAUCCCGUGACGAAUACGAUUCGGGAUCGGGAUUAUUACCGACGAAAAAAAUAGAAAAACAAAUAAAUGAAGAAGUGAGAAAAAUGAUGGGAGAUUUAUUUCACACAUUAGAAUCAGAACUGACUAGUUUUUUUAAUUAUUACGAAAAAUUAGAUGGAUAUUACUGCAUGCAUGCUCUCGUUAGACUAACGCAACACGUCAUGUCUGCCCAAGACACGGAAUCAUUUUUAAGUAAAACAUACGGAUCCAUAUUGGUAUUAGUUAAACGAUGUUACGAUAAAUUUAUGAUAGCCAAUUUGAGAUCCAUCGAAGAAAUGAAACCGAAUAAGAAAACGAAAUGUGGAAUUCUACCAUUCGUGUCGAAUUUCGACGAAUUUGCAAGAACUGCUCAAUCGAUUUUCAAAACAACCGAAAGAAGAGGAGAUUUAGACAAAUGGUAUAUAAAAUUAAUGGCGGCAAUGUUUGAUGCCAUUCCGAGAAUAGCAUCGGAACAUUUGAAAACUCCUCAAGAAGUUGUUAAAAUGGAAAAUUUUCAUCACAUUCACGAUCUUUUAUCUCAGUUAAAAAUUGGAGUUCUCGAUAGUUAUAGAAAAGAAGCUAAAUUAAAAUAUAACGAAGCUUUAAAGAAUUACGUGACACAGUAUUUUGGACGUCCUUUGGAAAAAUUAAAUCUGUUUUUCGAAGGAGUUGAAGCAAAAGUUGCACAGGGAGUUAAAGAAUCUGAAAUAAGUUAUCAAAUGGCUUUUAGUAAAGAACAAUUAAGAAAAGUUAUAAAUGCUUAUCCUUCGAGAGAAGUCAAAAAGGGUUUGGAAAAUCUUUAUAGAAAAGUAGAAAAGCAUUUAAGCGAGGAUGAAAAUCUUUUACAAGUGGUAUGGAGAGCAAUGCAAGAAGAAUUCAUUCAGCAAUAUAAAUAUUUAGAAGAUUUUAUACAAAGAUGUUAUCCCGGCUCAAUGAUCACUUUAGAAUUUUCAAUAAAAAACAUUUUGGAAUUUUUUUCAGAAAUAGCUCAGUCUCAUUAA